Brassica oleracea var. oleracea is the source of this 1350-nucleotide messenger RNA. RefSeq names its product putative F-box/LRR-repeat protein At3g18150. The record is from RefSeq and is a predicted model, not a curated record. Bases 1 to 1326 code for a protein of 441 amino acids. Gene Ontology annotation, molecular function: protein binding. Lineage: Eukaryota; Viridiplantae; Streptophyta; Magnoliopsida; Brassicales; Brassicaceae. The transcript has 3 exons.
AUGGCAGACGUGAGCGCCACCGCCGCGAGAAGAAUCCGCAGCCGCCACUGCCACGGUGGUGAUGGUGUGGUAGUAGACACAAUCAGCGGUCUACCUGAUGUGAUUCUCCAACAUAUCCUCACCUUUAUUCCAACCAAAUACGCCAUCACAACGUCGCUCUUGUCAAAACGAUGGAGGCAUGUAUGGUGUGACACACCAUCCCUCUCCUUCAAGACCUCUUCUACCCUCAACGCUGCUUGCAUCAACCAAACCCUGACUCUGUACACAGCUCCCAAGAUGAUGCAUUUUCUCCUCGAUAUCAACGAGAACGACGAUGUUCCCCAUAUCGACACGUGGAUCGAGUUUGCCAUGAUGUCCCGGAACGUGGAGAAUAUGUUCUUGUUUCUCUGGGUUGACAAGUAUAGUUUUCCUAAGUUCUUCUACGUUAGCUCCUCUCUCAAGCAACUCACCUUGAAGCACUGUGAUACGUCUCCCAAAUGCUCAGUGUCUUGGACAUCACUCAAGAACCUGUCCUUGCUUACAUGUAGUGUCUCUGAUGAAUCUAUGGCUAAGAUUCUAUCUGGUUGUCCCGUUCUCGAGAGCUUAACAUUGAAUCGCUGCGAUGAACUAAGUUAUCUUGAUCUUAGCAGAUCUCUACGACUGAGAACAUUAGUAGUAGAGCGCAGCAGUUCGGCUACGGGGCCAAAAGAUAUCGAGGCACCACAUAUACAUUAUCUCUAUUUGAGAUACUCUCAGUUCCCAUGUAGUUUAGCUGAUGUCUCGUCUUUAACCGAAGCUAAUGUCGACAUUUGCACGAAUGAGCUAUCCUACAAUGCUCGUUUGCUUCAACCCGCGGUGAUGGAUAUGCUAGAAAAGCUACAGCAUGUUGAGAAACUUACUUUUGGAGGAAACCUUCUUCAGGUUUUAUCUGUUGCCCAGCUUCGUGGUGUUCCUUUUCCAAUGUUCAAGGUCAAAGCAUUGACACUUAAGACAAGGAUCUUUCAUUAUAUUAUUCCUGGCAUAAGAAGGGUGUUACAAAACUCAGAUGAUUUAAAGAAGCUAACAGUACACACAAUCCAUUGCGACAUCAAACUGGCAAAGCUUCUUGACCACUACUUGACAUCGCAAGCCUUCAAUAAGUCGCAGCUGUGUCCGAGAUUAAAAGAUGCGGUCCAUUGGGAUGUAAAGUCAAAGCACCUGCCUUUGUUCGUGGAACUUGUGCUUAAAAACACAAAGACAUUAGACAAGAUGUUCUUAGUAUUGGACCAUCGUUACCGUAUGUUUAGAAAGAUUAUUGGAACACUUUCUCGCAACGACAAAGUCUCCAUUAGUCUUGACUCUUAUUGAUUAUUGUUACGUUGAACCUCGUUU